This is a messenger RNA of Drosophila hydei, 951 nucleotides long. It is a transcript of the gene MED20, whose product is annotated as mediator of RNA polymerase II transcription subunit 20. The record is from RefSeq and is a predicted model, not a curated record. Gene Ontology annotation, biological process: regulation of transcription by RNA polymerase II. Gene Ontology annotation, molecular function: transcription coactivator activity. The transcript has a single exon. NCBI's taxonomy places the organism in Eukaryota, Metazoa, Arthropoda, Insecta, Diptera, Drosophilidae. Gene Ontology annotation, cellular component: mediator complex. Bases 107 to 847 code for a protein of 246 amino acids.
UCGAGUUUUUAACUCCGUACAACUUUUGGUCACACUUAUACAGUUUAUUGCUCGAUUUCUUGCUUAUAGAAAAAUAAACAAAAAGAAGGCGAUAAAUUGAUUUAGCAUGGGCGUAACCGUGUUGCAACCAUAUCCACUGCCUGAGGGCAAAUCGGGGGCCCACAUCAUGGACCAUCUGGGCAAGCGCUUACUCUCCCUGGGCGCAUCACAUGCCGGCCAAUUUCUGGUUGAUUGCGAAACGUUUAUCUCAACACCACAGCACGGAACACCGGCUCGAGCAGUCCAUGUGCUGCACAACUCUGAGUAUCCGGCUUCCACAUUCUCCAUAAUUGACAAUGGCACUGGCAAGCAAGUGGCCAUUGUGGCCGAUAACAUUUUCGAUUUGCUAAUGCUGAAAAUGACUUCCAUAUUCACGUCGAAGAAACAGACGAAAAUUGAAUCGCGCGGAGCCCGCUUUGAGUACGGCGAUUUUGUCAUCAAGCUGGGCUCUGUUACCAUGAUGGAGCACUUCAAAGGCAUACUAAUUGAGAUUGAGUACAGGCCGUGCGUGACGCUUUCAUAUUGCUGGGAAAUGAUACGCGAAAUGCUUCAAGGCUUCCUUGGUAUCAGCGUGGCCAAAGAGUAUCCCACCUACUUCACCACACAGACCAUCAUGAACGCCAUGGGCCAGCAGCAGCUGCAUGCCAAGCAGAACGACAUCUACGAGCCAAUGGACACGGUCAAACAGUAUCUCGAGCACUUUACCAAUUAUCGCAAGCAUGUCCAGUUGCACGGCUCGCUGGCCAGCUCAGCUGCUUCCAUUAGCUCAGUGAUGCUGCCCUCAACGGUUGGUAUGGGGCGACCCUGAUGCGAGGUGAAGCUGGAACCGCCAGAUACCGCCUAGCCAGCUGCAGAUUUAUCAUACUAUUUUGUUUUCUGACUUAAGCAAAAACUCAAAACUGAAAAUUUAAU